AUGCAACCAGCUGCGGCGCCGGCAAUGCCGUCCAUCCUGCUGCUGCUCGCCCUGCUCGCGGCCACGGCCGUGGGCGCCGGAGCUGGGAGGACGCCGACGCUGGUGUUCAUCCUGGCGGGCCAGUCCAACAUGGGCGGCCGGGGCGGUGCCACCCUCAACAACCGCUGGGACGGCGUGGUGCCGCGGGAGUGCGCCCCCUCGCCGCGCACGCUCCGCCUCUCCCCCGCCCUGCGCUGGGAGGAGGCCCGGGAGCCGCUGCACUCCGGCAUCGACGUGGGCAACGUGCUGGGGGUCGGCCCGGGCAUGCCGUUCGCGCACGCGCUGCUCCGCGCCCCGGCGUGCCCCAAGGGCGCCGUCGUGGGCCUCGUCCCCUGCGCGCAGGGCGGCACCCCCAUCGCCAACUGGUCCCGCGGCUCCCACCUCUACGACCGCAUGCUCACCCGCGCCCGCGCCGCCGUCGCCGGGGCCAAUGGCAAGGGCAGGAUCGCGGCCAUGCUCUGGUUCCAGGGCGAGACCGACACCAUCCGGCGCGAGGACGCGCUGGCCUACACGGGGCGGAUGGAGGCUCUGAUCCGGGAUGUCCGGCGGGACCUCGGCAUUCCAAACCUCCUCGUCAUCCAGGUCGGGAUCGCGACGGGGCAGGGCAAGUUCGUGGAUCUGGUGCGGAAGGCGCAGCGGGCGGUGCGGGCGCCCAACCUCAGGUACGUGGACGCCAUGGGCCUCCCCGUCGCCAACGACUUCACGCACCUCACCACCGCGGCGCAGGUCCGGCUCGGCAAGAUGCUCGCCGACGCCUACGUCGCCACGCUCCACUGA
Messenger RNA from Triticum turgidum subsp. durum (durum wheat), 816 nucleotides. The record is from the annotation of a GenBank genome assembly. Lineage: Eukaryota; Viridiplantae; Streptophyta; Magnoliopsida; Poales; Poaceae.